Molecule: messenger RNA, 2185 nt
Organism: Python bivittatus (Burmese python)
Lineage: Eukaryota; Metazoa; Chordata; Lepidosauria; Squamata; Pythonidae
Gene: MALL
Product: mal, T cell differentiation protein like
Biological process (GO): myelination
Cellular component (GO): membrane
Molecular function (GO): structural constituent of myelin sheath
Source: RefSeq, a predicted model, not a curated record
ACUGUAACAACAGCUACACAGACAAUAGAAAUGGAUUCCAAAGCUUCAGGACCAGCACCAGGCUGCCCAGUGCUUGAAAAUAUUCCUUCGGGACUUGCUGUUUUUAGAACGAUACCGUAUGCCUUAAUCUUGCCAGAGCUGAUCUUUGGCUGCUGGGUUUGGAUCCUUGUAGCAGCUACCACGGUGUAUUUCCCUUUGCUGCAAGGAUGGGUUAUGUAUGUCUCGGUCAGCUCCUUUGUCAUCUCAUUCCUGCUCCUCCUGAGUUACCUGUUUGGCUUCCACAAAAACUUUGAAUCCUGGAGAAUUCUGGAUAGCCUUUACCAUGGAGCCACUGGCAUUUUCUACCUGAGCGCUGCUGUGUUGCAGGCAAACGCAACAAUCCGUUCAGAGACAGAAGUGCUACUAGAACACACCCCUCGCUAUUAUCAGCUCAAUGUUGCAGCCACGUUCUUUGCCUUCAUCACUACACUGCUGUAUAUUUUGCAUGCCUUCAGCAACUACUACCAUUGAAAUGACAUGAGUGGGAAUUGGAAUUCCAGAAUAAACAGUUAACAUUUAAGAAGAUAAUUUAGUUGCAACUGAAUUCACCCAUCAGCUGGCACCAUCUCAUUUUAGGUGAAAGAGAUACUCAUUUGUUACAACCUGAAUGUUGCUUAUUUAUACCAUGCUACUGAGUUCUGUAUGAAAAUCUACUCAAACUACUAUAUUCUGAUCCUUGAUUUCUCAUGCCUGCAAUUAUGCCAAAUCAGGUUUUGUCCUGAAAAGCCUGUAUAAAUAAUGUACAUUCAUAUAAAACGGGGAGAGUUUUGAACCUUGUGUCUUCAGUGAACUAUUUCCACAUCACCUCUUCUGUGGAGGAAUUCCUGUUGGUUUGCUAUGGAAUCCUGCAUGUGGCAGAAGAUCCUGGGUUGUAUUCUGAGGUGGUCUAGGGGAUUCUGGGAAUUGAAGUCCACAUAUCUUAAAGUUGCCAAGGUUGAGAAACACUGGCAUAUACUGUAAUGCUACAUGACUCAGAGCGUGCCUUAAAAUCCAUCAUCUCCAAUCUCUCGCAGUUCUGAGUCACAGGAAAGGUGGUGUAGUGGUUGGCAACCCAGAAAAGUGUGUCUGUUUUCUAAUCGAUACAGCUUCCAGAGAAUUUCAGGUUCUUCGACAACACUGCUUGAAAACUAUUCUCCAUUUGGACGCAACAAAUUAUUCAUUUCGGCUACAGCAAAUAAUCUGUUGCCUCCAAAUGGCCUGGGGAACAAUUAUCAAGAUGUCUGGGAAGAGAAAUUCACACACAUUACAGUAGCUGUGACAUAAUGAUUUUUAUCUCAUUAACUUUAUGUGAAAUUUCUAUCUUAAGUAUGUAUGAACCUAAAGUGGCAACAGCUGAUGAAUACCAUCUGUUUACCUUUUGGGAUGCGCAAAAAAAGCAAGAUUCCUCCUGCGAAACUGAAGAAGACUCAUUCCAUCCUGAUGUUACAAAAAUUAAAAAACGCUGUGCAAAUUUUACCCCUUUCAGUAAUGUUAUAUGUAAGGGUAUUCUGCUCUUUGUUAUUACAGUAUAUAGAAUAUUUGUUUUGAUGUAGAAACAUGAAGUAACUUAUUGGUAAACCUGUAUGUGUUUUUUUAGUUCCAUUUUAUACUGCUGUUUCAGUUAACUCUCUUUUGCCUCGACAAUGAAUAUAACUGACUUUUCUCCUUCUUUGCCCGGCUCACGUGAGUGUUUAAAUUGUUGUUUUAUGUGUGAGGGAUGCGCCAUUGCAAAUGCAAAAAAAAGGUAUUAACUGGGCACAUCACUUUAUCAUCGAUUUUAGGCAUCUUUAAAUUAUUAUGGAGGAACUACAGGAGUUGUACAUUUGUAAAUGUGUGUGACUGUUGGGCAUUACAGCUUACAUAGACCAUAAUUUAUUUUUCACUUCAACCAUCUUUCUCUGGACUCAAGGUAGCAGUAUCCAUAGGUGCUUCCAGCUUUUGUCAGAAGGAUAAAAAUGGCACUGUGCCACAUGUUGGGGAUGGGGCCUGUGUUGCAAUGUCAAGAUGCUGUUGACUUCAGUCCGAGCUCUCUCGGACCCAUGUGCAGAUUCCACUGCUUCAAAGACCCUGACGAGUAACGCUAACCCCAAUCUCAAGAGUACGUGGCUUCUCCAUUUGGUCUGAGUGUGCAAGCAAAGUCUUUAUUCCAGUUCAGUUUUCCUCCUUU